Paramecium pentaurelia is the source of this 1173-nucleotide messenger RNA. Lineage: Eukaryota; Ciliophora; Oligohymenophorea; Peniculida; Parameciidae. The record is from the annotation of a GenBank genome assembly.
CAAUGAUUUCAAGCCUCUUACCAAGAUUUCGAUAUAUGGAUCAAUUAUAAAGAUGUAAGUUUAAUAUAUAUAUGAAAGUCUUAUAAAUUACAAGAAAUACAACAAAAUCAGAUUUAAUCUAAUUCAAUAAUCAAUACUUAAGUAAACAUAAGAUCAAACCUAUUACUUAUUAAAUUCCUGGAUUCUAUAAUUACAUAAAAUAAGAAAUUGUAAUAAUUUGACUAAUAUAGAUUUAAGGAGACAUAGAAUCAUUAAACAAGGCAUCCACUCACUAUUUCAGCAAAGAAGGCAAACUUAUUAGACCAAUGUUAAAUUUACUAUAUGCCAAUCAUAUAGAAAAAAACAGUUAGAACACAGAAUAAUAAAAAAUAUGGGCUGCAGUGAUAGAAAUUCUACAUGUAGCUAGUCUAGUGCAUGAUGAUAUUUUAGAUGCAUCAGAAACAAGAAGAGGAAUUCCUUCAGCUCAUGUCAUUUUUGGUAAACACAGGGCUACUUUCUCAGCUAACUAUUUAAUUGGAAGAGCGUAAUUAAAAUUAUAAAAAUAAUAGUGGUAGAAAAAUAUCUGAAUUAGAUGAUAUCAGGAUGUUUCAAAUCUAUUCACAAAUUAUGGAUAACUUAACUAAUGGUGAAUAUUUAUAAGCUAUGAAAUAAAAGAGUUUUCAUAACUUUGAAAUCACUCUAUAAAACUAUAUGAUUAAAACCUAUUAUAAGACUGCUGCAUUAAUUGCUAAUAGUUUAUAAGGAGUUUGUUAAUUAACCAACAUUAAAGAUGAAGUUUGUGAAAAAUCAUUUAAUAUUGGAUUGCAUUUGGGUGUUGCUUUUUAAAUUAUUGAUGAUGUCUUAGAUUAUACUUCUAACACUGAAUAAUUAGGUAAAGCUAGUUUAAAUGAUCUAAAGAGUGGAGUUUUGACUGGACCUGUCUUAUUUGAAUUAUUCAAUUAAUAAAAAAUUAACUCACCAGAAUAUUAACUCAUGAACUCAGUCUUAUUAGGCAAUUCCAAAUAGUAUGAGACCGUAAAUUCUAUUGUUCUUGCUGGAGAAGGAAUAGAGCAAAGCAAAUUUUUAGCUUAUUAACAUACUCAAGAAGCAUUAAAAAUAUUAUCAAGCAUCAAUACAUAACCUGAUUAAGAUUUAAUUUCUUUGAUUUUCAUGUUCAUCAACAGAAAUAAAUGA